UAUCAGGUCAUGCGCAGACUAUCCUGUCUCUUUGAGUUUAAAUCUUUAUUUAUUCACGCCAGCUCUUGAAAAGCUCUAUGCGAACACAUUUGACAGAAAAAGUGCGGGGCACGAAUUUCCACGCCCCUGGCCAAUAGUAUUAUGACCCGCCUUGAUUUUUAACUUUUCCGACCAAUUAAAGACGUCUCGGCAGUUUCAGUUUGACCUGCAAUGAAGCACUGACAGAGAUGCGUUUAGAGGGCGUCUAUAAUGGCCAAAUGGUUCCCUCGUUCUUUUCUUCUAUCUGUCUAUAUAUUAAUGCCUUGUCUUAUUUAUCAUCCUUGUCUAAGCGAUGCGCAUCAAGACAAACUAGAGAGACAUUACCUUCACUACAUGUUUACAGCCUGGACCAAAGCAGAUAUAAUACCUGUGCUCAGUGCUGUUGGUGUGGUAGAUGACAGACAGAUCUCAGAUGACAGUAAUGAAGUUCCAGACUUGAUAAGAAUGAUUCUGACCACAGAUGAUGGGACUGAUGCUUUUGUACAGCAAUGCGACUCUAACUGGUACAAACAUCAGCUAUACAUUCUGUCAAACUGCACGCAGUGUUCUGAGCUCCAUACGUUUCAGAGAAGGAUUGGUUGUGAAGUGGAGAAAUUUCCUAAUGGAACAGUGAUGAGUUUGAGAGCCUUUGAUGAAUAUGGAUUUGAUGGAGAAGAUUUUAUUGCCUUUGAUUAUGACACCAUGCUGUGGAUUGAUAAAACUCCCAAAGCCAAAGAAACCAAAAAUAAAUGGGAUCUCCAGACAGACCGAAACCAGAUCAUCAAAAAUUAUUUUGAGACAUGCAUGGACUGGAUCUCCACGUUUAACAACACACAUGAGAAUUCACCAGAUGUUGGUGUGUUUGCGAGGAAAGCUCCUGAUGAUCACAGUAAGCUGGUUCUGAUCUGUCUGGUCACUGGUUUCUACCCCAGAGAUAUUGAGAUGAACAUCAGAUUGAACAGAAUUACACUUGGGAACCAAAUAUUUUCUGAAAUCAGGCCCAAUGAUGAUGGAUCCUUUCAGAUGAGAUCCAGUGUGAAGAUCGACAGAAACCACAAAGGAUCUUAUGACUGUCAUGUCAUUCACAGCAGUCUGACAGAACCAGUGUCAGCAGAAUGGGAGAGACACCAUUUCUACUACAGAUUUACAGUCCUGAGCAAAGCAGAGAUUUUCCCAGAAUUCACUGCUGAGGCUGUGUCUGAUGACAGACAGAUUUCACACUACAACAAUGAAGCUGAAGAAUGGAAAGGCGAGACUCUGAUUGAAUAUCCUGGGCUUGAAGCUCCUGGAGAACCAUCCCAGCAGGCACACAACGUCAUAUGA
This is a messenger RNA of Carassius auratus (goldfish), 1341 nucleotides long. RefSeq names its product H-2 class I histocompatibility antigen, K-K alpha chain-like. The transcript has 5 exons. Gene Ontology annotation, biological process: immune response. The record is from RefSeq and is a predicted model, not a curated record. Lineage: Eukaryota; Metazoa; Chordata; Actinopteri; Cypriniformes; Cyprinidae. Gene Ontology annotation, cellular component: external side of plasma membrane. Bases 250 to 1341 code for a protein of 363 amino acids.